UUGGGCAUUGCAUGAUUGGUUUUGAGUCAUUGUAUGACUAGUUUGUAGGGCAUUACAUUAUCGGUUUUUAGACAUUACGUGACGAGUUUUAGGGCAUUGCAUGAUUGGUUUCUAGGCAUUGCUUGGAUAUUAAUGUUUUUUUGUUUUUGGCUAAAUUUUAAUGCUUAUAUUAUGUAUCUGUUUUGUUAUUUAAUAAGCCAUGGUUCACACGCACUUUAUUUAUUUUCUUUUAGGUAUGCAAAGAUAGUAGAAACUAAUUCUUGUUUUUUAAUUUUCCUCAAUCAUAGAUGGCAGGAACAAAGCAUGAAAACCUUGAAGCUUUGCUUCAUGUUCUGAGGGACAAGUGGGGCUUCAACGCUAGCAUUAACAUCCAUUGUAAAUGGACACAGCUGCAUGUCAUACACGAUGCACUAUGGAAAAAAAAAAGAGUUGGAGGCAGUAAAGAGAAUGUGCUUUGGGAAGCUGAUGGAUGUAAAAUUAGAAAAGAGCUUAUUCUAUGCCAAUCUCAUGCACAUCUUAUUGCUGCAUAAAAUCGAUGAACUUGGUGUGAUCGAAGGUGAGUUAUGGUUUGCCAUAGGCAAUACGAAGGUGCAUUUCUUCAAGUGUGAGUUCUACCAGGUGACAGGACUAAACUUUGGCCCCAUGCCGGAUGUUAUCUUACGUCCUUACAGGCCAUCCCUAGAGGAAUUCACUAGAGAUACUAGGGAGCCAAGAAUUAGGUAAAGCUCUAAGAUGUAUUAGAUAAGGUUGAGAAAGAUCAGUUUGAUCAAGACGGAAAUGCAAUAAAGAUGGCCCUAUUCUUGAUUGUGAAUAAUAUUUUGUUUGGACAAUACUAUAGAAGAUUGGUGAUUUUGUGGCUAUUGUCGCUAGUCAAGAAUAUCAAUGAAUGGAAUGUGUUCACAUGGGGUACCUAUGUGUGGAGUCUGACUACAUAUCGAGAGGUUUCCAAGUUCCCUCAGUGGAGACAUCUUAGAAGAAACGUUACCAUUUAUACGGAUUUAUAUAGGCGCUACAGUUCUGGGCGUCGGAGGGCAUUCUUGCUAUCCAAAGAUAAUUUGGAUCUCAUUGUGAGUCUAAAGACGCUUAUCCACGAAUUCUUAGAUGGAAUUGCAAGGAGAAGCCCACAAGCUCCCACAAGAUCAUUACAGAUUCAAAAAGUGAAGACAAGUUUUGGGCGUCGGAGGCCAUUCUUGCUAUCCAAAGCUACUUUGGAUCCCAAUGCUAGUUUGUAGACACUUAUCCAUGAAUGCUUAGAUGGAAUUGCAAGAAGAGGCCCAUAGGUUUCCACAAGAUCAUUGCAAAUUUGGAGAGUGAAGACAAAGUGAGGAGCGAAAUGAUACUAUUUUUAUUUUUUAUAUUAAGUGAUUAUAAUAUUUAUAAUUGACUUGAAGUUCUAAUUUAUAAUUGAUUAUAAUAUUUAUACUA
Messenger RNA from Theobroma umbraticum, 1425 nucleotides. RefSeq lists its product as uncharacterized. The record is from RefSeq and is a predicted model, not a curated record. Lineage: Eukaryota; Viridiplantae; Streptophyta; Magnoliopsida; Malvales; Malvaceae.